AAACCUCGUAAAAAGACGCACACUUCAGUGUUCCUCCUCCUUGAUCGUCAACAGUCCCUCUUCAGCUCGGCGAAAAAUAACAGGGAAAGCCAGCCACCGCCCCCCUUCCGUCACCGGCGCCACCGCAUCUUUCGAUCUCCUCUUCAGACAGAAUCUUAGCAUUUAAAUUUUAAUCCCGCUCCAGACUCAUUGGUUCAAAGUGUCGAGAAAGAAAAAAGUAAAGUUAGAGACUGUUGAAUACUGUCUAGAGAUGGGUUACAGAAAUGGAGCAAUUCCGGCAGGGGAAGAAAGCGGCGUUUCAGGUUCAGUUAACGAGGCAUUACUGUUUACAACUAUGUGCAUCAUUGGCCAUCCGGUGGAUGUCCAUGUGAAAGAUGGCUCGAUUUAUUCCGGAACUCUGUACACUGCCAAUGUGGACAAUGCAUACGCUGUUGUUUUGCACAAAGCGAGGAGGGUUAAGAAGGGCAACAGGGAGACGAAUGUGGCUGAGGGAAAGCUGAUAGAUACGCUUGUAAUUCUAUCCGAAGAUCUAGUUCAAGUCAUUGCUAAGGUUUUUUAGUGUGGCUUUUGCUAAUUGGGAUUUGAAGUUCUUUAUUCAGGCACGAUAACUUGCAUGUAUCCUUGUAUAGGAAAUAUUGCUUCCGGCAGAUGGUAUCUGUGGAAAAGCUGGGGCAGAUUUUGGGUCAGGGGAUGGCGUUGUUAAUCCCAAAUGUGAAGAGAUUAUCAUGAAUUCAAGCAAUCAUAGUGAGGCCGGAUUGGACCAAAAGGACACUGUUCCAUCAAGGCAGGGUUGUAAUAGCUCAGAUGUAAUGCAGAGUGGAUUGCCAGCAGAACCUGCUGAGCAAGCAGAAGGCUCAAGAUUAAGCUUAAAUGCUCAUGGAAAUCACCCUGCUGCUAAGGAAAUGACUGCCAGAACAAAUAAAGUCGAAGCACCAAGUUCUGUUUCUUAUGUUAGGAACCGAGUGCCGAGACCUGAUGAUCCUCAUGCAAGGCACACUUUCGAAGCAAGUAGGCAAUCUCUUUCAGAAAAAGGAAAUCAUGAUCAUGCAACCAUUGUAAAGGAAUCUAAGCUCAACCCUAAAGCAAAGUUAUUUUCUCCGUCACCAGCGCAACAUAUAUCGGCAACACCAACACCUCCUUUAGUGCGAACACCACCAAAUCUGAAUCACGCAUCAGUUGCGGCUGCCGAACCAGAAGUUGAUGUCAGUUCUGUCACAUAUCGUUCUUCAGUUCCUGCCAAGUUGGCUGCGCACAACAACCUGUUUCCUGGACAUGGCCGCAAUGAUAUACCGUAUGGUCAACAUCUUGUUGGGCAUACUGGAAGCAGGAUGCCACCGGUUAGAUAUGCUAGUCAGUACAGCCAUCUCCAAGCCGGGCCCCCUUAUCCGCAUCCAAGUUCACAAACUGUGAUGGCUGGGAGAAUGGGUCCACUCAUCUAUGUACAUCCAGUUUCUAAUGAUGUCACUCAGGGUGCUGCCGGUUUCUCUCAGGUAUCUUCACGCCCCUUGAUGGCCCCACAACAGAUCAAUAUGCCUAAGCACCAAGGGUCAGCAGCAAUGCAAGCACUUCAGCUCUAUAUGACUCCUCCUUUUAUAGCUAAUGGUCACCAAACAUUUGCAAUGCCCACCUACAUUCCUGUCGUACCUCCUAUCUUUCCCGUUGCAGGGCCAAUUCCAGUGCCAGGAUCUGAUGUUUCCUUUGGCACCAAAUUCGCUUAAAUAUCAUUCUGUUGCUGCACCAACAGUCCCUCCAUUAUUCUUGUCUGCUUUCAUGAUUCAAAAAUUUUGAUGAAUGGUUUAGUAAGGAGGUUGGUAAGUAUUCAAGUUUGUUUUUCAAGGGAGUACUUAAAACUGUAAAUUGCGAUCGAAGAGGAAAUUAGUUGGUUUAUACUUAGUUGUGGACAGGCUUACUCUAGAUGUAUAUUUGUUUGAAGAGAGGUAUAGGUUGAGAAGCGGAGCUACCCAGUUUUGCAGUAUACAGAAGUUAAAAUUUUCCUGUGAGGAGAGGAAGAUCCAUUGCGCAGGAUAACCGUUUUUGGUCCUUUUUGUAUCGAUCACUGUAAUUUUAAGUCAAUAUUUGUUACAAUUCUUUCGAGACAGUUGUACAUAUCCACUGCUUUGGCGGAGCGACUAUGAAUAUCUCAUUGAUGCAAGACAUUAUUCUCAUUGAUCUCGUUUCACG
Oldenlandia corymbosa var. corymbosa is the source of this 2181-nucleotide messenger RNA. The record is from the annotation of a GenBank genome assembly. Lineage: Eukaryota; Viridiplantae; Streptophyta; Magnoliopsida; Gentianales; Rubiaceae.